Messenger RNA from Cottoperca gobio, 3683 nucleotides. RefSeq names its product adenylate cyclase 3b (gene adcy3b). NCBI's taxonomy places the organism in Eukaryota, Metazoa, Chordata, Actinopteri, Perciformes, Bovichtidae. Gene Ontology annotation, biological process: intracellular signal transduction; adenylate cyclase-activating G protein-coupled receptor signaling pathway; cAMP biosynthetic process. Gene Ontology annotation, molecular function: adenylate cyclase activity. Gene Ontology annotation, cellular component: plasma membrane. The record is from RefSeq and is a predicted model, not a curated record.
AUGUCUCUGAACCGGGUCCACACAGACACGGAGCCGUCUGCAGACUACUCAGUGGAGUAUUCAGUGCAGCUUCCCAGUGACCCCGGUCACGGAGGGGGUCGAACCCAUGAAGUGACCGUGCUCAGGUCGAGCCGCUGCCUGCCGCGCGCAGUGCGCCUCGCUUUUGCACCAGAAUCGUUGGAGAGAAUUUACCAGAACUACUUCCGCAGACAGAGACAAGAUAACCUGCUCGUACUGGCGAUGUUUGCCGCUCUCUUCAACAGCUUCAUCAUCACCAUGUGCGCGGUGGUGUACACGCAGGACAAACUGUCGAUGCUGGUGGUCGCGGCUGUGGGGCUCGCGGCGGACGUUGUGCUUUACGUGCUGUGUUGGCUCCAGAAGCUCCCCGCGUCACCAGUCUCGCGCGGAGCUGUGCCGUACAUACUGUGGCUGAUGAUCACCGUUCACGUUUUGUGUUACAUGGGUCUGAACUACGAGCGUUUCCCUCAAGGCAGUGAUUCUGUGGGCUGGCAGGCCUUUUUCAGUUUCUCCAGCUUUCUGACGCUCCCGCUGGACCUGGUGCCGCUGCUCCUGCUCACGGCCCUCUCCUGUGGGAUACAAACACUGGUGCUGGGGGUGACCGUGGCUCAAAGGUUUGAGGAUAACGUGCAAGGGGCCAUGCUGGUGAGACAGCUCCUAGCCAACGUGAUGCUGUACCUGUGCGCAGCCAUGGUGGGUGUGAUGUCGUACUACAUGGCGGACAGGAAGUACAGGACAGCCUUUUUGGAGGCCCGUCAGUCUCUACAGGUCAAACUCACGCUGGAGGAGCAGAGCACCCAGCAGGAGGAGCUUUUACUGUCCAUCCUGCCCAAACACAUCGCUGACGAGAUGCUGCAGGGCAUGAAAAACCAGGCCGAUCAGAGCGAGGGCCAGCAGCAGCAGUUCAACACCAUGUACAUGUACCGCCAUGAAAACGUCAGUAUCCUGUUUGCUGACAUAGUGGGCUUCACACAGUUGUCCUCAACAUGUAGCGCUCAGGAGCUCGUAAAGCUGCUCAAUGAACUGUUCGCCCGCUUCGAUAAACUGGCAGAAGAACAUCACCAAUUGAGGAUUAAAAUCCUCGGAGACUGUUACUAUUGCAUCUGUGGUCUUCCUGACUUCAGAGAUGACCACGCUGCCUGCUCCAUAAUGAUGGGCCUCGCCAUGGUAGACGCCAUCUCGUACGUGCGAGAGAAGACUAAAACCGACGUGGACAUGCGCGUGGGCGUUCACACAGGCACCGUGCUCGGAGGAGUGCUCGGGCAGAAGAAGUGGCAGUUUGACGUCUGGUCCACAGAUGUCACUGUAGCCAAUAAGAUGGAAUCUGGGGGCAUUCCUGGGAGAGUGCAUAUUUCCCAGACCACCAAGGACUGUCUUCUCGGAGAUUUUGAACUGGAGCCGGGGGAUGGCGGAGAUAGGUGCGAGUACCUUCUAGAGAAAGGCAUCGACACUUACUUGGUUCUGGUGCCCAAACAGGUGGUGAAUGGGCUCCGUGGAAAUAAACCAGGCACUUUGUCCAACAGAAAUUCAAACCAGCUGAUCAACACUACAGCGACCAAUGGGAACGCAGCCUCACCCCAAUCCACGGCCGCUGAGUCUAUACAGGAGGGGAACAAGAUGGCCGAGGAGCAAGUGAUCAACAGACGACUGCAGCAGGAGCUGCUGGAGAGAGAAACUCAGCAAAUAAUGAAGGAUCACCAGAUCAACCCUGUGUCGUUGCGUUUCCUGGAUGGGAAGUUGGAGGAACACUACUCCUCAGAAAAGGAGAAGCGAAGCGGAGCGGCCUUCUGCUGCUGCAUCAUCGUGCUCUUCUUCAUUACAGCAAUGGAGGUGUUCAUAGACCCACUGUUGGCUGUGAACUAUGUGACUCUCACAAUAGGAGAGGUAUUGUUGCUUAUCCUCACAGUGUGCUCCCUGGCUGCCAUCUUCCCCAGGAUGUUCUCCAAGAGGUUGGUGUCUUUCUCAAUGUGGAUCGAUCGCACACGGUGGGCCAGAAACACAUGGGCCAUGGCGGCCAUAUUUGUUCUUACCAUGGCUGUGAUUGCUGACAUGCUGAGCUGUGUUCCACCGUCCCUUCAAGUCUUCAACAGCACCUCCGGACCCGUGUGGGAGUCACUUGGUGACCGAAGCUGUGCAGAGAAUCCAAAGCAUUACAGCUUCAUGGCUGUGAUGUCACUGAUCGCCACAGCCAUGUUGGUUCAAGUCAGCCACCUGAUUAAACUGGGACUCAUGGUGCUGGUCGUCACAGCAACUGGAGCCGUUAAUAUCUACAGCUGGCGGGACAUUUAUGAUCUGUAUGACUAUAUACAGUUUGCCUCAUACAGAACAUCCAUAGUGCCUUCCAAGUACCUCAUGACCAUGAUGAUCAUUGUCAUGAUGAUUGGCUUCUACUUCUUUGCCCGCCAUUUGGAGCAUCAGUCCAGGAAGCUGUUCCUGUGGAAGAUGGGUGUGCAUGACCAGAAGGAGAGGGUGUUUGAGAUGAGACGCUGGAACGAAGCGCUGGUCACCAAUAUGCUGCCGGAGCAUGUGGCCAAACACUUUCUGGGCACUAAGAAGAGAGAUGAGGAGCUGUACAGCCAUUCUUACAAUGAGAUAGGCGUGAUGUUUGCUUCCAUCCCCAACUUCUCUGAUUUCUACACUGAAGAGAGCAUCAACAACGGCGGCAUCGAGUGUCUCAGAAUUCUCAACGAGAUCAUUUCAGACUUUGACAGCUUACUCGACAGAGAUGAGUUCCGCUGCAUCACUAAAAUCAAGACAAUAGGAAGCACCUACAUGGCCGCAUCAGGACUCACUCCAGAGAGCAACAUGAACAAAUACAGUAACCGCAAGCCAGAGGACCAGUCUCUGAUCGAGCGCUGGCAGCACCUCGCUGACCUGGCUGACUUUGCCUUGGCUAUGAAAGUCACCCUCAACAACCUCAACAAACAGUCCUUCAACAACUUCAUGCUCCGAAUCGGUCUGAAUAAGGGGGGAGUUUUGGCUGGAGUGAUUGGAGCUCGGAAACCUCACUAUGACAUCUGGGGCAACACUGUCAAUGUGGCCAGCAGAAUGGAGUCCACCGGAGUGAUGGGAAACAUCCAGGUGGUUGAGGACUGCUAUGACAUCCUGAAAGAGUAUAGUUUCCGCUUUGUCCGAAGAGGGCCAAUAUUUGUCAAAGGGAAAGGGGAGCUGCUAACGUUCUUCAUGAAAGGAAAAGACAAACCCAGCAGUAAUGGCGGUCCAGUGACUACUGCCCUACCACACCAAGUUGGGGACCUAUGAAUAUUGUCACCUGGUAAAAAGCCAUUAAGGAUAAGCCUGAGCAGAAUUCCCACUGCUCGUUUUCUCUCAAAUACACAGUUACUUACAUAGAUCUUUUUCAUAAGCUCUGUAGCAAUGUAAAGCAUAUGCUGUGAAAUGACAUUUCACCCACAAAGGAAUUCAAAAACAGAUACUGAUUCUGUAUAGUUGUACAUAAUUCAGGGAUCCAGUUGACGGUCACACAGAGCUCCUGCAUGAAAUAUUUUAUCAUGUUGUACUUGAUUCAUAGAUUGCUAUGAGAGUUACAAGCUUGGUACAGACACAUAAAGUACUUGGUGGUUUUAUCUUAAGCUCAGGUUUUGUAUAAUAAUAUAGCUUAAUCACACUGUAUUUAUACUGUGUUAAUAAAACAUGUUUGCACUACA